AUGUUAUCGUCGUCUGUAUUGUCACCUCAGUUAUUAAUCAAUUACGGAUGGCAAGCUCGUGUGGUACUUGAAUUUUAUCGUAGUGAUUGUUUUAGUCCUGGUUAUUGUUUGAAUACAUCCGUGCCCUUAGGUGCUUAUGAUCCUGUUCGAGGGUAUCUUAAUACUUAUUUUAAGGGAUUGAUGGGCCGUUGUAUUAGUCCGCGUAAUACGGAUCCUGAGGGUUAUUGUAAGACCGUUGAAAUUCCUACCAAGUAUCAUCGGGAUAAGAAGCGUUUACCACAGGAAAAGGCAGACUUGUUGACGAACUAUAAUGAUGAUGAAACGGAUGGUUAUUGUCCACUACAAGGAAAUACCUAUGCGGUUCAUAAAAUAGAUGCUGAAUUGAGUUUAGAUGGUAAUGAGGAAGCUAGUGAUGAUGAUGAUGGAUUAUCCUCAGUAGAUGCUAAUAAAGGAUGGAAUUGGGGUAAGGAUGGUGGUAGUGGUGUUGGUAUAGUAGACGAGCCAGAUGAUGAUGGGUUUAAGGAGAAGAAAAAGUGA
This is a messenger RNA of Phytomonas sp. Hart1, 537 nucleotides long. The record is from the annotation of a GenBank genome assembly. Lineage: Eukaryota; Euglenozoa; Kinetoplastea; Trypanosomatida; Trypanosomatidae.